Molecule: messenger RNA, 465 nt
Organism: Drosophila guanche
Lineage: Eukaryota; Metazoa; Arthropoda; Insecta; Diptera; Drosophilidae
Gene: NdufV3
Exons: 1
Coding region: 70-369 (99 amino acids)
Cellular component (GO): mitochondrion
Source: RefSeq, a predicted model, not a curated record
CUGUUGUAUUUGUUGUUGAUACGAUUACGUGAAUAUUUUUGUUGAAAGUUUCGUCAGGUUGGGCCAAAAAUGUUCUCACGCUCCCGAAGUGUCGGGCCGGUGAUGUGCCGUUGCUACACCCAAAUCAAGGGCGGCUCCAAUCCAGCAGGCCGCAGCAGUGGAGCAGGCGCUCCUCAGCCCACUACCAAAGUAACUGGCCUGAGCAGCAACUGCGUAAAACCGUCAUCAUCUCCAGUGGGUCCAGGCGCUUCAGCAUCCGGCGGCUACAAAGUUCCCGAAUACUUCUCCUUCAACCGAUUCAGCUUUGCCGAAGCGGAGGUGGAAAUGGCCAAGUUCCGCUGCCCCCAGCCAUCUGCGCUGACGAAGUAGUGGAGUGGAGUGGAGUAUUCUAAGGACAUUGCGAAGCCAAAUGUAGUAAAUGUAUCAUAAACGGAACCCAGCCUCAAUAUCAGGCUAAGGCCUGAA